AGUUCAAAACGAAACGACGUACUAACGUUAACAAGUACAAAAAGUAUUUUUUAAUUAAUUUAUUAAGAAGUUAGUGACUAUUUAAAACAGACAAAAUGGGCGAAUUCACUUGGGUUUCCACAAAUGUCUACAGCGACUUGCCACCCUUUGCCAUGCAUGCCGGCCACGACGCGGAUGGCGAUCCAAUCUACGUUGGACGCGCUUACCACAACGGUGACGUCUUGCCAGCCAAAAUCGUACCAAACAAACAACAAGCGUACGUGGCGUGGGGCGGUGAAGAGAUCAAUAAGCAAGACAUCGAAGUGUUGACUGGCCAACAUUACAACUGGGUACCUGCCAGCGGUGGUGGUGUGCCACCAUAUGCAUUCCGCGUCGGUCGCACAAACGACGGUGAACCGCUAUACAUUGGACGUGGCCAUUGGGAGGGUAGUCUGACACCUGGCAAAGUGCAUCCAUCACAUGGCUGCCUCUACAUACCGUUUGGUGGACGUGAACAUCGCCUCGAUAACUACGAAGUACUGGUACAACCGGAGACUUGGGUAAACUCGUCUGGUUCCAAUAUUAUACCGGGCACCAUUCAUGCCGGCCAUGAUGCUGAUGGUGAUGAUAUCUUUGUGGGACGUGCCUAUCAUGAGGGUGAUUUGUUGCCUGCUAAAGUUAUACCCAGAAAGGGUUGCGCAUACGUGCCCUAUGGUGGUCGCGAAGUUGUCAAGCAUGAUUUUGAGUUGUUAACCGGUUACGGCUAUGGUUGGGUGCCCGAUGCAAAUGGUUCGGUGCCACCAGGCGCGGUUAUUUGUGGACGCACCAGUGACGGUGAACCCUUAUACAUUGGUCGUGGACACUAUGGCGGUAGCUUCACACCCGGCAAAAUUCAUCCAUCUCACGGCUGCUUGUAUAUUCCUUUCGGUGGUCAGGAGAUAACCCUCACCAAUUACGAGGUAUUGGUACGCGCCUAGAAAAUUGACCUCUAGCAAGUGUCUCAUGUUGCGGUUAACAACGCAUCCAUAACUCAAAAACUCAUAAGCAAUGUAGAAUAAAGUCACACAUUCACUUAUAAUAAAUAAAAAAACGUCAAUGUACGUUUUCUAAUUUU
Molecule: messenger RNA, 1093 nt
Organism: Bactrocera tryoni
Lineage: Eukaryota; Metazoa; Arthropoda; Insecta; Diptera; Tephritidae
Exons: 2
Coding region: 96-956 (286 amino acids)
Source: RefSeq, a predicted model, not a curated record